Chelonus insularis is the source of this 2193-nucleotide messenger RNA. RefSeq names its product ASCIZ zinc finger protein (gene Asciz). Gene Ontology annotation, cellular component: nucleus. Lineage: Eukaryota; Metazoa; Arthropoda; Insecta; Hymenoptera; Braconidae. The record is from RefSeq and is a predicted model, not a curated record. Gene Ontology annotation, biological process: regulation of transcription by RNA polymerase II. Bases 488 to 1996 code for a protein of 502 amino acids. The transcript is spliced from 3 exons. Gene Ontology annotation, molecular function: DNA-binding transcription factor activity, RNA polymerase II-specific; transcription cis-regulatory region binding.
AUUCAGUUAUACUUAUACACAGGGACUCAUACCACACAUACAUAUACAAAGAAAGUGCAUCCACUCACACAAAAAAACACUGACCUAAAAGAAACCAACUGUCCGGGGGUUGUAGGGUCGAAAUGGGUGUACUUUUGGAGUUACAUUUAGUGUUGAUAUAGUUUUUAAGUGAUCUCAAAAAAGACAGAUAAAUUUACCUUAGCAUUUACUUGUAAUAUUAAAUAUUUAUAACAAUUGUAAAUAUUACAGUUAAUGUACAUAUAACUAAUUAUUUACAAAAUGCUACAUGUAGUUUAUUCCACAUCCACGUAAUAUCAACAAUCUAACGUCACCUAUUUACUAAAAAUAUAAAUGAUAGCAUUUUAUCUGAAUUUUUACUAUGUGGAAUAAUAUUUUUAAAAGCUUAUCGUCCAUAUACAUGAAUUGACAUUAAAUGAAAUCGUUUAAAUAAUUUUUUUUCCAAAAUUUAGCAUCAUAUUAAAUAAAAAUGGAAAUAAUAGAGGGUAAUUUAUCCAAACUAGUAAAAAUAGUUUGUCCAUCCAGUGAUGAACUAAGUGUCAUUGUAAAUAAUGUCAAAUGUACACAAUGUGAUUCAAUUUUUAAUAAUGAACCUCGUCGUCGUUUACAUGAAUUGAAAGUUCAUCAACGUAAAAACCUUGAUAGAACAGUUAAAGAAAGUAUACGUUAUCAUUGUCCAGAGAAAACUUGUAUAUAUUCCCCUGAUUCUACUAGGUAUUUUAAAACAAUGAAAUAUCUUAAACAACAUUAUCUCAAAGUACAUGCAGCAAAAACAUACUCCUGUACAAAAUGUGACAAAAGUUUUUCUACAGAGUCUGCUCAAAUUGCUCAUAUCAGAGUUUGUGGAUUAGAAUUUACUUGUAGUUGUUUAAAGAAUUUUAAUACAUAUGAGGCUCUCUUAACACAUGCUAAACGUCACUUACAUACUGUAAAUAAUAAAUAUAAAAAUUUAUUAAGACGAAAUACCCGAAAAUCUCAACAGUCAACUCAAAUCUUGAAAGGAACUCCAGAAAAAAAAUUACCAAUUUCAAUUCUACCAUUUGAACAGAACGUAAAUAUUUUAGGUAACGAAGUAGAAGACAGAAAAAGUACUCGAGAUAUAGCAAUUCAAACUGACGAUUUGAAGAAAUUUAAAAAAAUAGUUAAUCUUUCUAAAAAUAAUCGUCGUCGAGAAUCUCGACAAACUCAAACACAUAGUUUAUCGAAGGGAAAAAUUUCACGCAAUACUACAGCUACCCAAACUCAUUUUCUUCAUAAAGGAAUAAAUAAAAAAAAUACAGACAUAAAAGAAGAAAAAUAUGAAGUAGCCAAAAAAGACUUUGAAAUCAAUUAUGAGUAUUCUAAUGAUAACAUGUUUUCUAAUAGUCCGUUGCAAUUAAAUUCUGAUGUUUUGUCAAAUGUAAAUGACAUUUGGGAAGAAAGAAAUUCUUCAGGAACACAAACUGUUUCUGAAAAAAACUUUUUGGAUGUAUUUAAUGAUAGUGUAACUCAAACAGAAUUUAUAUCAUUUUUAUAUCCUAAUUCAGGUAUCUCACGAUCAGAUCCAAUGUUAACAGAGAAAACUUUUAAUGAUAGAUAUAGUAGUAUCGAAACUCAAACAGAAAAAGAAUAUUUAGAAUCAAUUUUUGAUUUAGAUUAUACAUGUUCUAAUCAAUCGAGAACAUUUGCUUUGAGCUCUAAUAUUCAUACUCAAACUACUCAACAUUUUAAUAAUAUUGAACACUUAUUAUACAGUAAUAUGUGUACUCAAACAUGUAAUGAUAUUUUAAAUUCUGACUUGGUAUUGUCUGAUACUCAGACACAAACAGCUUGGUCAGAAUUAACUGAAGAAAAUUUAAACUCUGAAAAAUCUCAGCAUCAAAAUAGUGAUGAAAAGACUGAUAUGUCAAUGAUAGGUUGUAAAUCUUGGUUAAAUAUUCAAACUAAUCAUAUGGAAACUCAAACUGAUCUUCUAAAUAUUUUUGAUGAAUUACAAUAGCAAGAAAUUAAAUUAUAUUAAACAAUUAUUUGUUAAAAUUUUAAGUAAAAUCAUAAAAUCUAUAAAUUUAUUUUAGAAUGUGUACAUAUAUAAAGGUGAAUCAUGAUUAAUUAUUUAUGUUAAAUAACCAAAUAUGUUUAUUUUAUUCAUAAUUAUUUUUCAUACCAUUCUAUGAUUUAUAAUAUUAUUGUACAGUA